AUGUCCGAGCCAGUUACAAAACGGCUACACAUAUCGGGGCUCACUCCUUCCCUCACUCCCGCCGACCUCUCUGCGCGUUUAUCGCAUUUCGGGACUGUCAAAUCUUUAGAUGGGUUUGGUUUGUUAGACGGAGUGGGUCAGCCAAGAAAAUUUGGUUACGUGACGAUGGAGACAACGAGCGGGAGUCUGAAAAAAUGCCUCUCGACGCUGAGUGGAACGACAUACAAAGGAGCCAAAUUGCGUAUUGGAGAAGCGAAGCCGGAUUUUGCCGAACGAACAAUCAAAGAAAAAGCGAAAGAAUCUGAACAUCCUGUCAAAAAACCGCGACUGCGCUAUAGCAAAUUUUCCGGAACCCAAGCCUCUGAUAUGUCCCUCGUAACUCGCGAAAAUGCGUCACAACGCGUAGGAUGGAAAGUUAUGCCUUCUGGUCGUGUGGUCAGGACGAUGAAGAUGAGGCCUGGCAAGCCGUUGCCCCCGUUACCAGUGCAUGUGAAGGACUCUAAAGAUGGGAAGAAAAAGAAAAAGGUGAAAACUCCGGAUACCAGAGCAAGGUCAAAGACUAUCGACGUUACAAAGUGGGAUGGGUCGUAUGUUACUGGUGUGUUUCUUGGUGGAGAUGAGGUUCUACCGAUAGCGCAGUUGAGAGAAGGUCUCCACGGUGUAGUGGAAGAAAGGGUCCAGGACAAGGAGAAGGAAGAGAAGGAGAGGAAGCAGAAAAAGAAGGAAAAGAAGGAAAAGAAACAACAGGACAAGGAUAUGGAGGAGAAGAAAAAGAAUGUGAAUAUACUCGAAAUUGUAGACGUUCAGGCUCUUCCCGAUCCUCUGGUCCCAGAAGCACAAUCAAAACCCCUAUCUGCCCCUACCGUGACUACGACAACAGCUCCGUCACACGAAGAUCCAUCACAUUCCGUGGACCUUCUGACAGAAAAAGCUCAGACUCUCUCGUUAUUGAAUUCCUUUCUUUUCUCGUCCAAAUCAAAACACGACAACAUCCCGGUAGACUGGGAUUCUGACGUCGAUCUUGACGAAGCGAACGUAAUUGAAGUGCGGAAUCCCGCGAAGGAUGUUGAUGAAGGGUAUGAGAUUGUCCCGCGAGCCGAUGAAAACGAAAUGGACGUAGACGUUAACCAAGGACCGGAUAACGACGAGCGGGAGGACGAAGAAGAAAGUGAUGACUCGGACAGCUCAGAUGACACACAGGAAGAAACGCCUAUGCAGGUCGAAGAAAAAACUCUGCCUCCACGUCCAAAAAUCAAUCCCUUGAAAGAUCUGUUCGCACCGCGUGAAGACGAAGGCGGAUUCUCCCUUCUAAAUCACCUCGACCUCGAACUCGAUGACAACCUUGACUUGGAUAUGGUUCCGUUCCUCACUUCCGUGCCAGCGGCUUUGAACGCGCAACCAUUACAGCCUCCUGCAUCCGCAAAAAUCUCAAUAUCACGUCCCGUUCACCAAUAUCACCCAACACAACCAGCUCCACCGAUCACUCUCGACCCAAGUAAACCUUUAUUCUUCCCUCGCUCGAUAGCUUUGUCCGCUGCAAACGCGUCCUCGUCUCCAUUCUACCACCACCAGACUCCAGAAGAGAUUCAGAAACGGUGGGAGGAAAACAAGGUUGAGCUGACAAGGGGGUGGAAGAAACGGUAUAGAGAGGCAGGGAAGGUUAGGAGGAGGAGAGGAGGAGGGGUUGAGGAUUAA
Molecule: messenger RNA, 1695 nt
Organism: Lentinula edodes (shiitake mushroom)
Lineage: Eukaryota; Fungi; Basidiomycota; Agaricomycetes; Agaricales; Omphalotaceae
Exons: 4
Coding region: 1-1695 (564 amino acids)
Molecular function (GO): RNA binding
Source: RefSeq, a predicted model, not a curated record